AUGAGGAGCUACAUAUACACUCUCGUCAAUGUCUCUGAGUGGGAGAACGUGCUGAAGGCCUGCGAGAAGCAUGCGGCUUUGGAGGACUUCACCCUUGAGCAUGCCUAUGCUCUGUAUCGCCUGAACCGGUUCCAGCAGGCUUUGCAGGUCUUGGACUCCAGGAAAGCAACAGACAAGGACGCCGCUGCAAGCAGGCUGCGUUUGCAAGCGCAGAUACAGUACCGACUGUCAGACUACGGCGCCUGCGCCGACGUUUACGAGAAGCUUCACCAGGAGGAUGCUGAGGACCACGGCCUGAUUGUGAAUGCGGUGGCCUCCUACGUGUCGGGGGAUAAACCGCGGCAGGCCAUGAACCUGAUUGCCAGAAACAAGGAAGCGCUUGAGUCGUCUUACGAGCUGUGCUUCAAUGCUGCCUGCGCGCUCAUCGAUGAGGGUCGGCUGAAAGAGGCCGAGGACAAACUGAGUCAGGCCAAAGAGCUCUGCACCGAAGAGCUCAUGCAGGCUGAGGAGAUCGGAGAAGAAGAUGCCGCGCUGCUGGAGGAUCAUGAGGAGCUUGCAGCAAUCCGAGUGCAGCAGGGGUGUGUGAUGCAGCGUCGGGGCCAGGAAGAGGAGGCCAAAGAAGUGUAUGACAAAGUUCUGCGACAAAAACCAAAUCAAGGCCACGAGGUAGAUGUGACGGUGCUCGCCGUUGCUUGCAACAAUGUAGUUGCCCUUCGUUCUGAGGGCAAGUCCCUUUUCGACAGCUUAAAGCGCAUCAAUGUGGCUUCGAAGGAAGGCUUGGAGCACAAGCAGACUCGCAGACAAACCGUCGAGAUUGCAUGCAACAAGGUGUUGUUGCUGCUCCAGGCGCAAAAGAUAGACGUUGCCAAGAAGGAGCUUGAUAAGCUCUGUGAAAGCUACCCUGACCACCCCCGGGUAGCUCUGGUACAAGCUGCGAUUGCUCACAGAGAGAAGAAGGGCAAAGUUUGCGAGGAGAUCCUGCAAGGCUACAUUGCAUCACAUGCAGAUGACCAGGAGGUCGUCUUGCCUUUGGCGCAGCUUUAUACCCAGCAGCAGAAGCACGACUUGGCUGUUGAGGUUCUUGCGAAAUUGCCUGUCAGCAGUCGCACCCAACCAGCCACAGUUGAGGCCAUUGUGAACCUCCACCAGAGGCAAAAGAGUCCUGACAAGGCCGUCGCCUGCCUCAGGGAGGCCAUCAAGUACUGGUCUUCACAGGAAGAGGAGUCAGAAACUUUGGCUCAGGUCGUUCGAAUAGCUGCAAGGCUGGCUAUGCAGCUGAAGGACAGAGCGUUCGCAGCCGAGGUGUACCAGAGCUAUCUUGAGAACAUCGACGGAUCUGACUACGAAGCGCUUUGCGGUCUCGUGCAGGCCCUCGCUGUGACGGAUCCUGAACGGGCCACCGAGUAUGCCGAACGGUUGCAGGUGCCGGCUUUUGAUCACCUGGAUCCUGAGGAGCUGGAAGCACAACCCAUACCUAAGGUUGGUGCGAUGCCGCGGGCUGAUCUUCGAUUGCUUACUAAACAGCUCAGUAUGACUCGUGUCAUGUGA
This is a messenger RNA of Symbiodinium sp. CCMP2456, 1548 nucleotides long. Lineage: Eukaryota; Dinophyceae; Suessiales; Symbiodiniaceae. The record is from the annotation of a GenBank genome assembly.